CAGUCAAGCUAGUCAAUGGGAAUUUUCGGUCGCGCUUAAACAAUAAAAAUAAAAACAGAACUCGUGUCGUUCGGCAUUGACUUUUAAGAUAUGCCUGCAAUAUAAACGAAAAAAGCUAGCGCCAAUUUGUAUUUCAUACUGAUAGCUAAUAGUCGCAAUUAUCAGUCGCCAGAACUCACAGAAGGUGUUUGUUGUACAUAAUACAUUUAACACAGAAAUAACAUUAUUGCUUCACAUUGAGAUAAGAGCUCUGCUCAAAUUAAAAAUACUGAGCUGGUAAAUUGUAGCGUCGCUACAAUGACUGAGCAUCACCUGCCGGUCACUAACAAUCAGACUGUCGUCGAUUACGGAAGCACGACGACCACGCCGAUUUUGAGUCCAUCUCAGAGAGCCGCACGCACACAACGAUUGCCAUCCUUUGUCCUUCUCAACGAAUCUCCAACUCCCCAACGAUACACAAGAAUGUCGCAUAAUACGUUACACGGCGAGACCCAAAGGACUGGGGAACGUUUGGAAUACUUUCUGAAUGUUCUGAAUCAGAUGUGCAUUGGAUUUAUAACCAUUUACAUCUCGUACAUUACGCUGCGAACCGGUCUGGCCGGCACUUCCCUCCAUGCCUGGCUGGUCACCAUUGGGUUCUCCUUCCUAAUGGCGGAAGGCGUUAUGGUCCACUAUGGCAACAAUGUGUUAACCAAUAGUUACAAGCGCAACACCAAGACCACCAUUCACUGGAUAGUUCUAACACUAGGUGGAACCUGUGGAGCUGCUGGAGCGCUCAUUAAAAUGAUACAGAAGGGAUUCUUGCUGCAGUCUACUCAUGGCAGACUGGGUAUCACUGCCUUUAUACUCUGUUUGUUGUCAAUGAGCUCGGGAUUGGCAGCUCUUUGCUCGCAACGUGUUAAGAGAGUGCUUACGCCGCUCUUGAACAAAGCAUUGCACAAUUUCUUGGGAUUCGCGUGCUUUGUGAUUGCCCUGGUUACGCAGUACUAUGGAUAUGAGACCGGCUACUUCAAGAGUCGCUCUGAGUGGGAUCUACGGAUACUGAUGAAAGUUGUAACACUCUUAUCACUAGUCCUGUCCAGCAUUGGUCCUCUCAAGGCAUUCUAUCAUAAAGUAAAAGCUCUUUCGAGAUAGUGCUAAAAUCUCGCUAUAUUUUAUAAGUAUGAAUACCAGUCGCUGUGCAAUGAGAUUCUCUCAACGCUCCCUCACAUUUCCGUUGAGCUUUGUUUACAUAACAACAAAAGCGAUCAUACAAUGGAAAAAUCCCCAAUGCGGCCCACUAAUUAGUCAAGCAUCUG
Molecule: messenger RNA, 1298 nt
Organism: Drosophila albomicans
Lineage: Eukaryota; Metazoa; Arthropoda; Insecta; Diptera; Drosophilidae
Product: transmembrane reductase CYB561D2
Exons: 3
Coding region: 298-1134 (278 amino acids)
Molecular function (GO): transmembrane monodehydroascorbate reductase activity
Source: RefSeq, a predicted model, not a curated record